AUGGCAGAAUAUUUUAAACUACCGUUUUCUAAUCAACAAAUUUAUGUUGAAAUCAAACUUUCACAAUCAGAAGGAAAAAGUAAUGCUGCUGCUGCUGCUAGUAGCAAUACUGAGAUUAUAUGUUGUGUUGAUACAAGUGGCUCAAUGGCUGGUAGUCCGAUACAUAAUGUUUGUGAAGUUUUACGUGAUAUUUAUCAACGUACACAAAAAGACUAUCGACUAUUUACAUACAAUACACAGACAGAUACAAAACGUACCUUAAAAACAUUAUAUGAACAAAAUGGUGACCUACAAGCCAAUGGUGGUACUUUAUUUUCAUGUAUAUUUAAUGCUAUCAAAGAUUAUCUUCUACAAAAUUCAUCAUCAACGAGAGCAACAACUUUUAUAUUUAUGACUGAUGGACAAGAUAAUGAACCAAAUAGUCCAACAUUAAGAAAGAGUAUUGAAAUGUUAAAACUAAUUUUAAGUGGAAUGACGAAUUCUCCUCCAAUUACGUUUCAUGUUAUUGGUUUCGGUGAAGUUAACGAUCAAUUUCUUAAUCAAAUACGAACAUUUGGUACACGCCAAGGUCUCUUUCGUUAUUCAACAGAGUCCAGAGAAUUACAAAAUAAUUUUAAUGAUAUGUUUGAAUAUGCGUUAAAUGUACGUGAAUUUACCAUUAAAUUUUCAAAUGGGAAAACUUAUACUGCAAAUAAUAUUGAUAAUGAAACAGUUGGUUUUCUAACUAACGAUGAUGACGAUUUAAGUACAGUUACUGAGUUAACCUUAAUUGAUGACACAAAAACGACAAGAAACUUUUGUUUAACAGAAAUGAAAAAUAUUCGCCCUAUACAUUCUCUACAUGCCCUUAAUCUUAUUUCACCGAAAAAUGAAGAGGAUGUCAAAUCAAUACAAGCCUAUUUGAGUACAAUUCAAAUUACAAAUAAUAAAAAUUUAAUAGAACGUUUAGAAGUUGAACAAAUUUAUAAUGAAAUUGAUCAACGUAUGAUGGAAUAUACUCAAUUAUUUACACAAUUAAAAAUAAAUCAAGUACCAGAACGUGUAAAACUACAAUUGAGUGCACUUAGGCAUGAUCCAAUAUUUGCUAAUACACAACGAAAGAAAAAAUUAGAUUUAAGAAUAAAUAAAAAUGCUGAUUAUUUCAAGAGAACAGAUAUCAAUGGUAUAUUACAAGGAUAUAAAGAUUCAAUUACAUCUGAUACAUGGCAAAUGAUUAAAGAACAGAAACAGGAAUGGGUUGAUGUCUAUUCAAAGGAAGAUAUCUAUGAAAUUAUGAGAAAAUCAUCAGACAAUAUUUUAUGCUUAGGUAUUCUUGUCCAACGUGAUGAAGAAGCUAUUACUAAUCCAACAAAAGGUUUAAAACUUUUGAAUGUUACUAAUACAAUUAUUUCUUAUGAUUCAUUUAUCAAUGCCAUGAAUGUAGCUAAAAAUAAUCAACAAUCACAAGGACAAUUCACUACUCUAAAUGAUUUAUAUUGUGUAGCUGGUGUUCUAUCAAAUGAACGAAUUAAUGCUGUUAUACCAUUAUAUAUUAAUGAUGAACAUAUGAAACGAAUACGUAUUCUUGAAGGUAUUUGGCUUGGUUAUCUUUAUACAUUAGAUAGUUAUGGAUAUGAUAAACAACAAGAAGUUGGUCUAUUAAAAUUAUUACAUCAAAUUAUUCAACAACGUACAAAUACUCAACGACAAAAACAAAUUUUAAUUGAACUUGAAAGAGUAUGUCAAUUUAUAAUUAACGAAUCACAAGGUUUUAAAACAGCUGAACAAUUUGGUGAGAAAAUUUAUGAAAAAUUAUUUAAUCGAAUUCCAAUAUCAAACACUCAAGAAUAUGAUUUACGCAUACCACUAAUGAUUAGUUAUUUAAAAAAUAAUUUAACAUCGGUUCUAUUACCAGUUUAUUAUGAAUAUCUUAGACAACAAUAUCUAAGUAAACAUAGAAAAAGAUCCUUAGAGACAAAACAAAUUGUAGAAAAUCUUCUUUAUGGUUGUGAUGCAAAAACUCGAACCAUGGCUAUCAGUGUAACGAAUCAGAAUAACACUACAACAAUUAAUAAUGAUCCUGAUUAUAUUGAAAAAAGUUUUAUUGAUUUUUUUCAUGAUGAACUAUGUAAACCAAUUGAAUUAAUACCACAGAAAAAAAAAAAUGAAAACAAUAAAUUUAUUAUACGUGAUGAAAUUGAACUAGAUUAUAUUAAAAGUUUUCUAUUACCAAUACCUGAUUUUAUUAAAACUAUAUUAAAUUAUUCUCAAAUCGAUGAUGAUUACAUUGAAAAACAUUUAGAUUAUAAUAAUUUAAGAUGGGAAUUAUUAAUUACAUUUUAUUAUUUAAUUUAUUCAGAUACAAAUAUUAGAGAAUUACAAAAUUUACCGAAUAAAGAAAACAUUUUAUCUACGAUUGAUGAACGAUUACACACUGCUACAACAGAUACCAAUGAUUAUGAUUGCUCAUCGGAAAGUGUACGUCUCGUCACUUAUGUUGCUCUCAACUGUAAAACACUUGAAGGUUUUGCUGGUUUAAUGCGUAAAUAUUGUUCAAAACGUCGUGGUCCAAUAUUUACUGAAGUUUUUAAACAACUACUUCCACCAUAUAAGGACGAGAGUGAUAAUAUCCAUGUAGGAGUAACAAAGGAAGAUAAACUGAUUGCUUUACUUUCAAAUACAAUUUCAACAACAAUAACAACAAAACCAAUUUAUCACGAUAUGAAACAAUAUGAUCGGUCGCACUUUGAUGGGCUAAUCGAUGCGUUAAGUUGGUUUAUUAAACAAAAUAAUGUUUAUAAUAUUAAAUAUCUAAUUGUAAGAAAGCCAAUUGUCUAUGGCAUUGGUAUUUCAACUGUGUCUGAUCAAAGUGGUAGUAGAAAAAAAACAAAACACCGUUAUGUUUUACGUUGA
Messenger RNA from Rotaria sp. Silwood1, 2892 nucleotides. The record is from the annotation of a GenBank genome assembly. Lineage: Eukaryota; Metazoa; Rotifera; Eurotatoria; Philodinida; Philodinidae.